This is a messenger RNA of Xyrauchen texanus (razorback sucker), 6405 nucleotides long. RefSeq names its product SMG7 nonsense mediated mRNA decay factor (gene smg7). Gene Ontology annotation, molecular function: protein binding; telomeric repeat DNA binding; telomerase RNA binding. Bases 91 to 3603 code for a protein of 1170 amino acids. Gene Ontology annotation, cellular component: telomerase holoenzyme complex. Gene Ontology annotation, biological process: nuclear-transcribed mRNA catabolic process, nonsense-mediated decay. The transcript has 23 exons. The record is from RefSeq and is a predicted model, not a curated record. Lineage: Eukaryota; Metazoa; Chordata; Actinopteri; Cypriniformes; Catostomidae.
GGACCAUGACGAUGUUAUGGACAAUAUGGCGCCGGGAGUAGAUUUAGCUUGUGAACCUGGCGUUGUCUAAAAGUCCGGCGAUCCGACAGGAUGAACCUCUGCGCCCAAUACUUACGGCAGGCAGAGACUCUGAAGUCUGACAUGACAGAUUCAAAGCUUGGUGCGGCGGAGGUCUGGACAUCACGACAGGCUCUUCAGGAUUUAUACCAGAAGAUGCUGGUUACCGACCUGGAGUAUGCUCUGGACAAGAAAGUGGAACAAGAUCUCUGGAAUCAUGCUUUUAAGAAUCAAAUAACAACACUACAGAGUCAAGCUAAGAACAGGGCCAACCCCAAUAGAAGUGAAGUACAGGCCAAUCUCUCCCUGUUUCUUGAGGCAGCUAGUGGAUUUUACACACAAUUAUUGCAGGAGCUGUGCACUGUGUUUAAUGUGGACUUGCCUUGCCGUGUGAAAUCAUCUCAGCUUGGGAUCAUCAGCAAUAAACAGAGCAGCACCAGUGCCAUAGUGAAGCCCCAGCCCAGCUCCUGUUCCUACAUCUGCCAGCACUGUCUCGUCCAUCUUGGAGAUAUUGCACGUUAUCGAAACCAAACCAGCCAAGCUGAGUCAUACUACAGACAUGCAGCUCAACUUGUUCCCUCAAAUGGUCAACCUUACAAUCAACUGGCUAUACUGGCCUCCUCUAAAGGAGACCACCUCACAACAAUCUUCUACUACUGCAGGAGCAUUGCUGUCAAAUUUCCUUUUCCUGCUGCCUCUACCAAUCUACAGAAGGCUCUUUCCAAAGCUCUUGAGAGCCGUGAUGAGGUCAAAACAAAAUGGAGCGUAUCUGAUUUCAUUAAGGCCUUCAUCAAGUUCCACGGCCAUGUUUAUCUCUGCAAAAGCCUGGACAAACUCAAUACCCUUAGAGAGAAACUUGAGGAGCAGUUCCAGAGACUGAUUCUCCAGAAAGCCUUCAGCUCCCAGCAGCUGGUCCACAUCACGGUUAUAAACCUGUUUGAACUGCACCACCUCAGAGACUUCAGCAAUGAGGCAGAUGAGCACAGCUACAGCUCGGAUGAGCAGAUCAGCUGGAUCCAACUGCUUGGCCUCUUCAUGUCUUUCCUGGGUGUGAUGUUAAGCCGAGCAUUACUCAAUAAGAACCGUGAGGAGAUCAUGGGGGAGUGCCCCCUUCCUGCCAUCAAAGUGUCCCUGGACUGGCUAAGGCUUCGACCCAGUGUGUUUAAUGAAAGUGCUGUGGACAAGCGUCAGUACAUCUGGCCAUGGCUGGUGUCCAUCCUGAACUGCUUUCAGCCCAAAGAAGAGGAUGUAUCAAAUGUAUCAGUGAUUCCACUUCCUGAGGAGUAUGAGCUUCAAGGCUUUCUGGCCCUCCGGCCUGCUUUACGGAUGCUAGACUUUUCUCAAGGGCACCAGGGUGUCAUUGUUGGCAAAGAGAGCCUAUUAGUUCAUGCCAGACACCAGAGACUCAUUAGCCUGGGCAAGUGGGUGGCUGACAACCAACCUCGGUUGAUCCAAUGUCGCAUUAGCGAUGGGUUUGUGCUCUUCGUCACGGAUAUUCCAGAGAUGGUGGUGGAAGAGCCACAGGAAAAGGACACACCUGUCCUCCAGGAGUCAUCUAACGGUGAGCAGACACCUAAUGACAGCACCCAGGGCUUGAAGUCAGUCCUGUCUGCCGGAAAGAACCAGAACAGCGGCCUGGAUUGCAGCGAAAGACCUGUGGUAACCUUCAAAGAGAACAUCAAACCACGUGAGCAGAGCAGAGAACAGAACCGAAACCAGCACCAGAGAGAUGGUGGGAAGGACAGAGCUGUAUUUAAUAAAGGAAAUGGAAUACAAGGGAAGAAUGAGCAGAAGAAAGAAGGAAAGAGGAAGAGUGAGGUGAAGAAGAACAGUCACGAUAAAGCAACAGAUGCGGGAAAACAGGUGAAGACUCAAAAUGAGAUGAGGAAGACUCCAGUGUCUGAAGCAAGGAAGACUCCGGUCACACAGACUCAAACCACAUGCUCUUCUCAGUUUAUCCCCAUACACCACCCAGGAGCUUUCCCCCCUCUGCCCAGCAGACCAGGUUUCCCCCCACCCGCAUAUGUGAUUCCUCCUCCUGUGGCGUUCUCCAUGAGCCCAGGCUUUACCUUCCCCACAGGUGUAUCCGUACCUGCACCCUUUCUUCAGACCGCCUCACACCCUCAGUCUGCUAAUCAGAUUCAGCCUGGGAAACCCUCACACAUUCCCUACAGCCAGCAGAGGCCCUCUGGACCAGGGGCCCUAAACCAAGGCCCUCCUCAACCUCAACAGACACAGCCUCCCCCUCCACAGCCAUCUCAGCAGGCCUUGCAACAGUCUGUGCAGCUUCAAGUGCAGCAGCAGCAAUCGCCCAAUAAACAGAGCUCUCAGCUCAGCAAGAGUCCGCCACAUCAUCACGGCAUACAGCAGCCUUACAUGCAGGUGCCUGAACAGGCUGGUCAAAUAUGGAGCCAGCACCAAACUCAGCCCACCAUGCAGAAAAUGCCCAUGCAGCUGCCAGUCAAACAGCCUUUCUUCAUGCCCACCCAGGACCCAAUGAAGCUCUUCGAACACCCCAUGAGCAUGCAGCCCCCUCAACCCAGCAUGGACAAGAAGAUGAAGUUUCCAGAGGUGAAAGUGCAGGAUUUCUACUGGGAGCCUUCGUACCACAUUGGAGGAGAGGGCAGGGGUGGAAUGGGGGACAGAAUGGGCAAACGACAGCCUGGAGUCUUCUGCCCCGACCAGGAUAACAUGCCCAGAGGCUCUCCAUAUGAAGACAACAAGAGCUCCCCUCUUCUGCCCCCAGACCUGUUAAAGACUCUGGCGGACUUUGAGGAGGAGGAGGAGCUGCUCUUUACUAAACCUCAUGAUUUCUACCAGGCCUUGGCUGGUCCUCUUAGCUCUGCUCCUGGAAGGAACAUCUUUUUGCCAAAUCAGUCAAGGCUGGACAGUGGUGGUGAUGUGAUCGGUCAGUCCUCUCUUCUCCCACGAUUUUCCAUUCAGGAGAGCUACCAGAACAACAGCAUUUUUAGUGAGGCCUAUGGUAAAAAUAUGGCACCAGGGUCUAAACAAGAUACACCCAUGAUGCACCAGGAGCCCUCCCUCUACUCCUUGUUUGAAGGAACUCCAUGGUCCCCUUCCUUGCCUGCUAGCUCAGAUCACUCGACACCAGCCAGCCAGUCCCCUCACUCUUCAAACCCCAGCAGCCUGCCUUCGUCCCCUCCCACCCACAGCCAUAGCUCCCUGCCCUUCUCCAACUUCGGACCCAUUGGGACACCCGACAGCAGAGACCGCAGAGGAACUGACCGCUGGAAGGCAGAAAAGACGGGUAAUAUUGGUGUGAGUGGCUUUGGGUUUGACUACCUACCUUCUGCUUCAUCCUCCUCUGUGCCAGAGAACAACAGCUGGCACCAGGGGGCACCAACCAGCAGCUGGGGAGCCCAGGACAUGCCAAUGGAAGACUCCUCUUCUGUCCUCCUUGAUAGUUUCAAGUCGAUCUGGUCGAGCUCUAUGAUGCAGCCUGGCCCGUCUGCGCUGGAGCAGCUCCUGAUGCAACAGAAACAGAAGCAACAGCGCGGCCACAGCAACAUGAACCCACCACACUGAGAGUCCAUGGGGGAAAAGCACUUGUGUGAAACAUGAUUCAACAGAAGAGGUGAAAACACCACAAGCUCCAAUCGGAAAUUUCCGGCAUUACCUGCGUGCGGAGGCUGGAGACGGCAAACGAUGUGAAGCGACAGGCUCAAAACGAACCGCUUGCCUGACCGACGAGGGACGUGCUGCCCUCUCCUCUUUCUCUCUUACUCACUCUGUCUCUCUCCCUGUGCCUCUACGGCAACGAGGGCGUGCAAGCACCUGAUCUGCCACGCUGCUCAGCACGUAGCCGCUGCAGAACACUGACUCUUGAGGAAAACUUUCAGAGACUUUCUCUCUGAUUGCCACCUCUGGUAGUCCAAUAAAAGGUCAUUCCCCCGUCUCAUCCGGACUCCCUGAUUUAAGACUCUGGAUUAGACUGCCUCAUGCCACCUGCUUGAAUCACUCUGUGUGACUGACACACCUCACAUGGAGGAGGUGUUUGUGUGAGCUUGUGUGUGUCAGAAAGGGAUGUUUAUUGAUGGGCAGAAGUGGAAAAUGAGGGACAAAAGGAAAGACGGACUGCUUUUGUGUUUUUUUUCGAAGUCUGGAUUCAUUCUCUCGGAGGAGGGAUUCGUGUCGCUGUGUUUAGAUGGAAAAAAAAUACAAGUAAAAAGAUGGAUGAAUGAAGAGUGAUGCAGUCAGUGUGAACGUGUGCUUCUAAAGAAUGCACAUGGAUCUUAGACCUUAGAUUGAUUGACUCGGGCAUGGACCAUGGUGUUGUCAUGUAUAGUCUGUUGAUUUGUAAGAUGUGUUUGGAGAACGGGAUGGGGAAAGUCUGGGGGCGCUGCCUCUCGCAUUCAAACUAUUAUGAAGCUCAUAGUAACUUUUAUAGCUCAAUCAGUAUCAGAGCUGGGGGUUCGACUAUAGAUGUAGGAUGUAGUAUCAUUAGCUGCAAUAGAGACUGCAAUUAUUAACAGUACUGUAUUUUGUGACUUGUUCUGUAGCAGUUUUAGCUCUCUGAAAUAUUAUUCAGUAAAUAUGUUCAAUAUUUUACUGCUAACGGGGGAGUUAAUUGAAUAUGAAUAUGUGUCUCCCCCUCUUGUCCUCUCCUCUUUGUUUCUUUGAGCAAAUCUUUACUCUGGCUUACAUGCAUAACGGCUUCUUUUGUUAAUGUUCUGCCUUUUUAAUAGUUUUAAGCUUUAUCAGCUCUCUUUGUGCCUGGUCUGUGUUUUCUCUUAUUCCUUUUGUUGUGUUUUUCUCCUGUUUUGUCGGUUUUAAGAAUUGUUAGCAUCACUAUCAUGGCUAGGCAAAACUAGGCAAAUGGGUCCAGUUGCAAUGCUGUUUAGGUCAGCAGAAAGGGAUGCAAGCCAGGGGAAAACCUUUUUCCUACAGCAGCCUCACAGCCAAUUUACUAUCUCUACAGCCACUGUACACAGAUCAGUUCAGAAGCCUCUGAAAGAGAAGUCCCAAUAGCUGCUGACUGUGCUUAGACUGAAGAAAGCCCUCUGAUAGGACUGUAGAACAGUAAACAAGCAAGUUGCGCUAGCUUCAGAAAUAGUCUCUGAACGUGCAGAAAUGUUCUUGUAACCUAAUUUGUUGGUUUCCUCAGGUUAGUGUUGUGUUACCCUGUUUUAAUAGGGGCCCUGGCUUUGCUAGUGCUUAAGUGAUUGUGUGAUGGAAAAUGGUCACAUCAUCAUGGAUGCUCUUGGAGUCUGCCCCCAAAAUUCAAUAUUGUUUUGAAACCGAAGGGUUCUAAAAUACUCUUUACACUGAUUUUCAGUAGAGGAUAUAGCACUGAAUAGGCCUUUCAAGGAUCUCUGCAUGAUCUUGUAUGGGUGCCACUGUUUGUUAGAGAUGUUCUGGGGCCAGGGGUUCAUGUUGGAUAGGCUUAAAGAUUUAUAAAAAAAAUGUCUACAUUGGUUAUUUCUUCCUGGUUAAACCACAAAGGCAUUUUUGUUCAGUGACGGUUAUAUGAAAGACAUAAUCUCUUGUAUGAUGAGAAUAAAGCGUGUUUUUAUUUUUGAGUAGAGAACAUUUUAUUGAAGACAAACUUAAAAUGAAGUGUCUAUUUGCAGUGUGAUUGUGCUUCUCUUGUUGCAUUUAAAAUUGUAUUAAAAUAGAGGAAUGAAUAAAUGAAUAAAAGGAAUCUAGAAAUUGAUUAAAGUCAAAGUAUCAUUUGAAAAAACUGCAAAGCAAGGUUUCAAUGUGAGCUGUGUGCCCCUUUUGUUCAUCUUUUUAUCCUUUGUUCAACAAGGAGUUCCAGAAUCUUUGCUCUGAUUGCUGUGAACAUCUUACAUUCUUUUAUUUUGGAUGGACUUGUGGUGCACAGUCUUGUGUGAAUGUUCUUUCUUUGGGCACCUUGUAUCUCACUGCAUUGUAAAUGUGGAUUUCCCUGUUGUCCAGUAUCCAUCUUUUAACUGUGGCUUCUGUAGUGAUGUACAUUACAAUGCUGAUGACAAUGACAACAGCCUUGCGCCUUUGGGCCAUCAUAUAACAUUCCAAUGGUAAAGCUAAAGAAAAAACAAAAAAAUAACAGCCAGCUUUUGACAGCAACUGCACAGGUAAAUUUACUACUAAGCAAAUUUGUCUCAACCCUUAAUUAAUUCUGCCACUUCUGCAAUUCUGCAUGAAAUACAUCUUUCAGAAUGCCUUGUAUUUUUGAUGGAGGAGAUAUCCAGUCAUGUUUUUUUGGAUGAUUUUGUCUGGGAAUAGUUGGGGGUGAGGAUAUCUCCUUCUAUAAUGGGCUUGAUUUAUUGUGUUCUUGUCUCUUUGUGGACACUUAUAAACCCUGAAAACAGCUUUGCCUUUAAUUAAAUAAACCAUGUCCUCGAA